GCAGCCGCUGCUCUCUACCAACAGCAACAACAACAGCAGCAGCAGCAACAUCAACAACAACAACAACAACAACAACAACUACAACAAGGCUCUUCGUCGUCGACCAACAAGAGACGACUAUACGAAACAGAUGGCGCAUCUGUACAACAGCAACCACAACCACAAGCCGGGCCACCGUCAAAACGUAUGCAUCGGCAGCAACAUCACUCGCAGCAGCAGCAACAACAGCAAUCUACUGGUCACCACCACCACAGCCAGCAGCACCAACAACCUUCAUCAACGUCACAAGGGGGUAGCGGAGCCGGUGGAGGGGCUGUAGAUGGAAUGCUGGCAUCAAUCGUGGCACAUCAACAACAGCAGCAACAACAGCGAGGUGGUACAUCAAGUGGAGGACCUUUACAAUUGACCGGCACUGGAAGUGGUGGUAAAUCCAGUAGCUCGGCCGGCCACCACCAAUCACAACAACAGCAGCAUCAGCAACAUAAUCAUUAUAGGACACCGUCAAUGGCUCGGACCGGUAGAAAGCAUGUAAUUUCGUGGACGGACGCUCCGGACGACCUGUAUUAUAGAUGCACCACAUUGUCUAGAUCACUGAGGAAAGCCAGAAUGACAGGUAAGGAACUAAGGCGAUCAGCACGCAAGCCCUGGCAGCCGAUUGCUGCGCUUCUCGGUAUAUCGUUUGCAAUGCCGUCUGCCGCAGCGUCAUCAUUAGCGACACCAUUAGGAUCAACAGGGACCACGGGAUCCCCAGCACCACAAACCGGUAGUACAUCAGGAAAUUCUUCAUCUAUAGGGUCGGCUACACCAUUUGACAUGUCUACCGGUGGUAGUGCCGGUAGUAGCAAUAGACAACCAUCUGCCAUGUCGAAUCAGUCAGCAGCACCGAUAGUAGCACCAUGUAUUAGUGGCGCGCUUUCAAUGUCAUCACGUACCAGUGGUGGCGGUAGUAGUCAUCACUAAGUACCACGGUUUUGUGUGGUCUUAGGUGCUGUUGGCACCUGAACGACAAUUUAGAAUUUCAAUUUUUUUUUUUUCAUCAUCGUACUAUUUUAUUUUUAUACAUUAACAAUAAUCAUAUUAAUUUUAAUCCGAAUCCUUUCUAUAGGUUGAACCUAAAUAUGCUAAAAUUAUUUUUAUUAUUUUUUUUUUUUGUACUAUUAUUAUUAUUUUACUAUUACACACACUAUGAUUAUCGAACUUUAUUAUUAUUGAUUACAUAAUACUUGUAACAUUUUUAAUUAAUUAGGUGAUUUUUAUUUUUAUUUAUUAUUUUUUUGGCUACACUGAGUAUUUAUAUUAUAAUUAAAAUACAUAUGAUUAUUACUUUGAUAUUGACUAUAUAUUGUAAUAAUAAUAAUGAAAAAUAUUGUAGCUUUUAAGGUGAUAUUUUUACAAAUGACAUUAGCAGUCUAGCAGCCAUAGAUUUUAGCUUAAUUAGUAUUUGCGAUUCAAAAGAAAACAACUGUUGUAUAAUUGAUUGUUUUUUAUUGUAACAAAUAAUCUUCUUAUGACUACACGCA
Molecule: messenger RNA, 1520 nt
Organism: Acyrthosiphon pisum (pea aphid)
Lineage: Eukaryota; Metazoa; Arthropoda; Insecta; Hemiptera; Aphididae
Product: protein bric-a-brac 1
Exons: 3
Coding region: 187-960 (257 amino acids)
Source: RefSeq, a predicted model, not a curated record